This is a messenger RNA of Stegastes partitus (bicolor damselfish), 10762 nucleotides long. RefSeq names its product multiple EGF-like-domains 8 (gene megf8). Bases 420 to 9086 code for a protein of 2888 amino acids. NCBI's taxonomy places the organism in Eukaryota, Metazoa, Chordata, Actinopteri, Pomacentridae. Gene Ontology annotation, molecular function: protein binding; calcium ion binding. The transcript is spliced from 44 exons. The record is from RefSeq and is a predicted model, not a curated record.
CCGGUUACGGGUAUCCAGCCAUAAACACCAAAACAGCGGCGUCCGUCCCUAACAUGGACCGCAGGAGGCUUGUCGGUGCUGCUGGAACGCUUCGUUGCUGGCUGGCAGCAUUUCUCAUUGGCGUACUUUCGUAGUUUUAGGGUCGUUAUUACAUAAUAAAGAAUUACUCUUAGGAAUGACUUACCCUGGUUGACUCUGCAGCCACUGACGACUGCGCAUCUGGACGGCUAGCUAGCUAGCUAGCUAACGAACUAGCGCACCGUGUUGUAGUUCCAGUCGCUGGUCGUCCUCCGCAGUGAGUCCGAGUCGCUAGCCACUGGCUAAUUUAGCUAGCUGUCAGUUUUUUCCAGCCCUUACAAGCGAUACGUUAGCUCGUGUGGUAGCUAACGUAUAAAGGACCACCGAAAAUGUAAAUUACCAUGCGGCCAAAGAGACGGGAAUUGGCAGUGCCAGUGAUGGCCUCCCCCCUUCCUGUCUCCUUCAUCCUGGUGGUUCUGCUGGUGGCGGAAUCACCUAUGUGCCAAGCAGGAGACUGUAAGGGCCACAGGCAGGUGUUCAGGGGACCACCGGGCUAUGUCACAGAUGGACCAGGAAACUACUCUGUCAACGGGAACUGCGAGUGGCUUAUCAAAGCUCCCAGCAACAACCACCGCAUUGUCUUGAAUUUCACCUUCAUGGAUACGGAGUGUACCUAUGACUACCUGUUUGUGUAUGAUGGAGACUCCUACCAGAGCCCUCUUUUAGCCAGUCUGAGUGGCAACACUUUGCCUCAGCCCAUUGAAGCCAAGUCUGGCAAGAUGCUGCUUCAUCUCUUCAGUGAUGCUAAUUACAACCUUCUGGGUUUCAAUGCUACGUACACCUUCUCUUUGUGCCCUGGAGCCUGUGGCGGUCAUGGCCGCUGUGAUUCCUCGACUUUAAAGUGCCACUGUCAUCAGGGUUGGGGAGGAGCGUCUUGUACAACUCCUCUGUGCUCCCAGACUUGUUCUGUGAAUGGCCAUUGUGACAAGAAAGGAGAGCGCUGUCUGUGUAACCCAGGCUUCCUGGGGCACAGCUGCCAGCUUGGUCUCCAUGAUGACAGUGGGGCAGGGCAGUGGUGGCACGUAAGUGAGGAAAACCCCUACACACCUCCCAGGACUGGUUCUGCUGGCGUGUACCUGUCCUCCACUGGAGCCAUGUACUUGUUUGGCGGAUUUGAUCUGAACAGAGCUCUCGGUGACCUGAUUAAAUACAACUUUACAUCCAACCAAUGGGAAAGCAGGUCUUACGGUCACUCUCCUGUGGCUCGACAUUCCCACACAGCUGUAGAGUAUAUGGGUAAUAUGGUCAUCUUUGGUGGAGAGCUAGCCAACGGCUCCCUGGCCAGUGAUGUCUGGAUGUACCGGCCGCUCAAGGAUGACUGGCAACAGCUUGGCUUUUCUAAUUCAAAUGGAGCUCCCAGACUGGCUAAUCAUGCUGCAGCUGUAGUCGACAGUUAUCUCUAUGUAUUUGGAGGUCGCACCGAGGAGGAUAUGUUUUCCUCUUCUCUGUAUCGGUUCGGCCUGCAUGGCUCUGGGCGGUGGGAGGCAGUUCAGCCCACUGGUGGGAAGCCUCCGGCCACAGCUGGCCACUCCAUGGUGUUUCACAGCCCUUCCAAAACACUGCUUGUCUAUGGAGGUCACAGGCCUACCACUGCCAGGUUUAGUGUGAGGGUGAACAACACCGAUGUGUUCCACGUGGAGAAGCGCUUUUGGACAUCUUUUCGUUCCCGUUUCCCAACGACUGGUCCAAGAGAGAGGGCUUUCCACUCAGCCACAGUCAUUGGAAACUACAUGGUUGUCUAUGGAGGGAAUGUACAUAUUCACUACCAAGAGGAGAAGUGCUAUGAUGAGGAGAUCUUCUUUUACCACUUGGGUUGUCACCAGUGGGUGUCUGCUGGGGAGAGAUGGCUACUCAGUGGUGACGCUGUGAGGGGACGUUAUUCACAUGUUGCUGCUGUGAUGGAGGGACGAGUAUUGCUGGUUGCUGGGGGCUACAGUGGUGUUGCCCGUGGAGACCUUGUGGCCUACAAAGUUCCACUCUUUGUCAAUAGCGAUCAAGGAGAUAGGGACGCUGUUUGCGCUGAGGCACUAGAUGAAAGUAUGUGCCUUAAGAACCCCGAGUGCAGCUGGUGUGAAGGCCGCUGUCGAGAGUACCAACCUACUAACCCGUGUGGCAGCACCGGUUGCUUGGGCCUCGCUCGCUUCCUGUCCGACUGCCAGUCCUGUCUGGUGUUCAGUGGCACUCCAGCUUCUCUGGCCCGUGCCCCUGGUGAAUUUGGCUGGUGUGUUCAGAAUGAGUCCUGCCUACCAGUGUCAGAGCGAAGUGCGUGCCGUGUGGACCAGAUCUCAGGGGCGUACGGCUGGUGGGGGGAGCGUACCCUUUUCCUAACCUCCCUCCACUCCUGUCGCACCGAGAACUAUGUCCCGGGACUGCACCUGCUCACCUUCCAGCACCCCCGCAACGACUCCCAGCCUGACAAGGUGUCCAUCCUCCGCAGCACUACCAUCAUACUUAGCCCAACCACAGAAAUGGACGUAGCCCUACAGUUCAGAGGCUUCAUUCACCCAUUGUGGGGGGGGCCACCACCUGCACCCCCUCCUACAGAGACUGUCUCUAUGUGGGCUCGCAUCCAGAGGCUCCACUUUGAGGCUCGAAUGGCAUCAGGGCCCAACUCCAGCCAGCUGGAGGUGGUGGGUCGCUGGGCAGCCCAGCAGGAAAAGGAGCUGAAGCUGUUGGCUCGGACGGAUGGGAGUAGACUGUUCUCUAACCUGACUCGGGGCAACCAUUACCUUGUCCAAGCUGAGGGCUACCUUAACAACUCAGGUUCAGGACAGACCAGUGAGAUGGCCCUGAUUUGGAACAGAACAUUGCCUGGAGGGAGUGAGAUCUCCUUCCUGUUCUUAGAGCCCUACCGCUCAGGUUCCUGUGUAGGGUACAUGUCCUGCCUGGCCUGUUUGUCUGACCAGUCUUGUGGCUGGUGCCCGUCUUUGUCCCGCUGCCUGCUGCGGGAAAGCCCAGACCUCGAACUCUGCCCUGAGGGGGACAAGGGGGAAGGCAAGGGAGAAGGUCAGCGCCAUCUGCUGUUGGCACCCCAGCACUGCACCUUGUGUGAGGAGUACAGAGACUGCUCUGCUUGUACUCAGGAUCCUUAUUGCGAGUGGCAGAUAAACUCCAGCAAGAAAGGUGACUACCAGUGCAGUCGACGGGGCAGACUAGAUGGAUCCAUACGUGACCCAAGAGGCUGUCCUAAAGUCUGUAACCAGAGAAAAACAUGUGGUGAGUGCCUCUCUAACUCCAGCCAGUGUGCAUGGUGUGAAUCAGCCCAGGCCUGCUUCUAUUUUGCUGCCUACCUCACAAAAUACCCCUAUGGAGAGUGCAGGGACUGGUACGACAGUGUUCACUCAGUUCCCCAGUGUAAGCAGUGUUCAGCUUUAAACACGUGCACAGACUGCCUGCGAACAUUCCAGUGUGGCUGGUGUGGUGACUACAACAAUCCCACUAUUGGAAAAUGUUUGAGGGGAGACUGGGCAGGAAUGGACGAUCCAUCCGUGUAUAACUGCAGUGUGGCUGUAGCUGAAGCACGGGCUGCUAACCCUGAGCCCCAGACAUCAGCCCCACCACGGCCCUUGGAAAUGGAGAUGGAACUGGAACAUUUGGAUGACGAAGAGCAAGAUGCGAUCUGGUCCUACCCCACAUGCCCUGAUGUAGAGGAAUGCAGGCUAGGUCUCCACAACUGUCACCCUUUCGCCACCUGCAUCAACACUCCCACCUCUUACGAGUGCCACUGUGAGAGGGGAUACACAGGGGACGGCACACUGCACUGCAACCAGACUUGUUACAAUGAGUGUCGUGAGGGUCAAUGCAGCGGCAGCCCACGGUUUGAGUGUGAAUGUUCCCUGGGCUGGACAUCUGAUCCCGCCACUCUAGUUCUGAGUGGUGUUGAAUGUGAUGUAGACUGUGGCUGCAACUUCCACUCCACCUGUAUUACUGCUCCAGGGAUCUGUGAUGAAUGCCAGGAUUGGACGACAGGGCCUCACUGUGAGCACUGCCGUCCAGGUAGCUUUGGCUCAGCCCUGGCUGGUGGCGGCGGCUGUGUUCCUUGUGAGUGUAAUGGACAUGGCGACCCUCUCCGAGGAUACUGUCACAACCAGACAGGCCAGUGCUACUGCACCCACAACACUCAGGGACCACACUGUGAGUCCUGCCUGCCUGGUUACUACGGAGACCCAAGGAACAACGGCACAUGCUACCGUCAGUGCCAGGGCCGUUCUGUCCUACUCUCAUCCACCUCCUCCUCCGCAAUCCCUCUUUCCUCCUCUUUGGGAUGGCGGAGUGGCACAGAGGGGAAGGGAGGACUAUCUCAUUGUCUGUGGGUUCUUUCUGUGACUGAGAACCUGGCGCCUUGUCUGCCCAGACAGCUCUGUCCCCCAGUAGCCCUCACUCUACACCCAGAUUCCCAUACACAUUGUGAAAGCUCAUAUGUCUAUGUGUUUGAUGGGCUUCCUCGUUUUCUGGGCAAUGGAGUUGUACAUUCUGAUCACAACCUAAUAGGAGCGUUUUGUGGCACCACAAGGACUCAGCCUGUGACAGUGGAGGCCACCUCAGGUGUGAUCUCCGUCUACUUUGAAGCUAACGUCUCUUCAAACAAGCCUCAAGGCUUCAAUGCUUCUUUCUGGGUACGGCGGUGUCACCAGAGCUCCGAUGACGGUGAAGAGCGAUCAUCUGUGUGUCCAAGUGGAGGCCAGUGUCACGGUGGGCUCUGCCAAUGCUCGCAGGGAUAUGGGGGACCGCACUGCGACCGGCCCAUGUGUCCUCAGGAUUGUGGGAUAGCAGAAGGAAGAGGAGCUUGUAAUAUAUCUCUUGGAGUGUGUGUGUGCUCAGACAACUGGGCUGGCUCCGACUGUUCUGUUCCUCGGGACUCAAACAGCUUGGUUUGGGAAACACUGCUGGACACACAACUGACUGUGAACCAAGCCCACAGGUUCCUCCACAGGAUGGGACACUCUCUGGUGUCUGGACCACAGGGCAACCUCUGGAUGUAUGGAGGGCUUUCUCUCUCAGAGGGCAUUCUGGGAAAUGUGUACAGAUAUUCUGUGUUAGAACAUCGUUGGACCCAAAUGUUGACAAGCUCCGUGGAAGAAGGCUCGACUCCCAGCGCUCGCUACCACCACGCCUCUGCCCUGCUGACCAGUCAUGACUCUGGAGGCCACGGAGCCAGUCACAACUUCAUGUUGGUAGUAGGCGGUGUCACUCAAAACGGUGUCGCCACGGAUACCUGGAGUCUCAAUCUCAGCAGUCUAGUCUGGCGAGAACACAAGAGCUCAGUGCUGCCCCCAGUGGCAGGUCACACCUUAACCGUACGUCGAGACUCUUCUGUAUUAUUGAUUGGAGGUUAUUCUCCAGAGAAUGGCUUCAACCACCAUCUGCUCGAGUUCAGCCCUCAUUCUGGAAACUGGACCAUUGCCCUCCACACUGGCACACCACCUACAGGAUUAUAUGGCCACUCAGCAGUCUACCACGAACAGACCGAUGCCAUCUAUGUCUUUGGAGGCUACCGCUUUCAUGUGGAGACAGUGGAGCCAUCAGGCGAGCUCUACAGUCUGUAUUAUCCUAACCUCACCUGGUCCCUGCUGGUCCCCUCACAGGGUAAUAAGCCCCUGUCCCGUUUCUUCCAUGCCGCGGCCUUGAUCAAAGACACCAUGGUCAUUGUCGGCGGGAGGACAGAAGCUGAAGAUUACAGUAACUCUGUGUCUCUGUACCAGAUUAACUGCAACACCUGGAUACAACCAGUCUCAGCUGUAGGAGAUCCAGUAAACCGCUCCGUAUCUCUUGCCAUGACAAGCUGGGGUGGUCGUCUUUUCCUGUCGGGAGGCUUCAAUGGGGUCACGUUGGGCAGGCUUCUAACCUUGUCUGUACCCUCGGACCCUUGUGCCCUGCUACCCACACCCGAGACCUGCAACACCACCACAGGCAGCUGCGUCUGGUGUGGAGGAACCUGUGCUUCGUCCGAUAUUGCAGAGAGAAUGGGCUGCUUCCCUGGACAGUCUCCCUGUUCCCCAACCCCUCGUCAACCAGAUCAGUGCCGAAGACUGAAGACCUGCAGCGAAUGUCUCGCCCGACAUCCUAAAACAUUCUCCAGUCAGUCACAGUCUGCAUUACAGUGUAAGUGGUGCACAAACUGUCCAGAAGGGGCUUGUAUCAGCAGCUCUGUCAGCUGUACGUCUGAGCACGACUGUCGGAUCAACCAGAGAGAGAUUUUCCUGUCCAGCAACUGCACUGAGACGAGCUGUGAGGCCUCUGACUGCCCCAAGUGUACCGCAUCUGGAAAAUGCAUGUGGACUCGACAGUUCAAACGCACAGGCGAGACGAGGCGCAUCCUGAGUGUGAAUCCCACUUAUGACUGGACGUGUUUCAGCUACGCUCUGCUCAAUGUCUCACCCAUGCAGGUGGAGUCAUCUCCUCCUCUGCCAUGCCCUCCUCCUUGCCACAGUCUCCAUAACUGCAGCCUCUGUCUGGGCUCCAGAGGCUCUGAUGGGGGUUGGCAGCACUGUGUGUGGAGUAUGGCUUUGCAGCAGUGCAUGAGCCCGUCUUUUGUGCCCCUCCGAUGCGAGGCAGGCCAGUGCGGUAGAUUGCUGUCUGGGGGGGACUCGUGCUCUCCCCAGUGCUCCCAGCUCAACCAGUGCUCCCAGUGCAUUGCCAGGCCUCAGUGUGGCUGGUGUGCUACUCGGGGCGGCAAUGGGGCUGGACGCUGCCUGCAAGGAGGACUUGAUGGUGUGAGUGAGGGAGUUUGCCCCCUGAAAAACAGCAGCUGGUCUUUCCUCCACUGUCCCGAGGAGGAUGAGUGCGCUAACGGCCAUCACCACUGCAACAGCACUCAGGACUGCCAUGACCUGUCCCAGGGAUACCACUGCACCUGCAAACAGGGUUACAUCCUCAACAGUGUUUCUGGUCAGUGUGAGCCAGUGUGUGCACAAGGCUGCGUGAAUGGGACAUGUGUGUCCCCAGGAGUUUGCCAGUGUCACUUUGGCUUUGUAGGGGACAACUGCUCUUCUCAGUGCAGCUGUAACAAACACAGCAACUGCGCUGGUGUUAACAAGCCAGAUGUUUGUCUUGAGUGCCACAAUAACACCAUAGGUAAGCAUUGUGAGAAGUGCAAGCCUCUGUUUGUGGGCUCUGCAAAGGGAGGCGGCACUUGUCAUCCAUGUCGGGAGUUUUGCAAGGGAAACAGCGCUGUGUGUCUGUCUCGGGAUGAACAUAAGAAGGCCCUUGAAAACCCACGGCUGUUCCCUCUGGAUCCUAACAGCAUUCAGAAAUGGGUGUCUGAGGGUCCCACAGAAGAUAAUGCAAUGUGUGUGAAUUGCCAGAACAACAGCGUCGGGGACAAAUGUGAGAGCUGCCUCAGUGGCUACUUCCUGCUGCAGGGAAAGUGUGAGAAGUGUCAAUGUAAUGGUCAUGCAGACACAUGUAGUGAACACGAUGGUACCGGUUGCCCCUGUCAGAACAACACAGAGACCUCCUCAUGCCUCAGCAGCCCGCAGACUGACCGGAAAGACUGUUACAGGCAACAGUGUGCCAAGUGCAAGGAUUCCUUCAAUGGCACACCCGUGAAUGGGCGUCAGUGCUAUCGUCAGUUCAACGUGGACACCGAGUGCUGCUUUGACCCCACAUCCCAGACCAACUGCUUCCAUUAUCCUGCCAUUCGGAACCUGCCCAAGGGGCGCACCGUGUUUUUUGCUGCCCAACCAAAGUUCACCAAUGUGGAUAUUCGAGUCACCAUUGAUGUAACCUUUGGUGAGGUAGAAGUCUAUGUUUCCAACUCUCAUGACACCUUCAUCGUGGAUGUUGACCGUCACACGUGGAUUCACACCAUCAAGAUCGAGGAGGAAUCAGCGACUCGGGGAACAACUACAGGGGGGGAUAAAGAUUCACCUCCAUCCCCUAUAAAGUUUGUGGCCAAUACCUCGUCUAGCCUCGGAGGUCCCGUGCUCUCCCACAACCCAUUGCAGCUGCAAGCAAAACCCCCAGGGUCAGAGAGAGAAAUUAGAGAAGAGCGUGCUGAAGGACUCAUUACCUACAUCACUGUGUGGAAACCACAGACAGUGCUGAUUGUCCGUGGUGUUCGAGAUCGUGUGGUUAUCACCUUCCCCCACGAGGUGCACUCCCUGAAAUCCAGCCGCUUCUACAUCGCUCUCAGAGGUGUGGGAACUGCCGAGAAACAGGGAGAGUCCCAAGGCCUGCUGUUUCUGCGACAGGACCAAGCCCACAUCGACCUUUUUGUCUUCUUCUCUGUGUUUUUUUCUUGCUUUUUUCUUUUCCUGUCUGUCUGCGUCCUCUUGUGGAAAGUCAAGCAGUUCCUGGACUUCCGUCGGGAGCAGCGUCGCCACAUCCAAGAGAUGACCAAAAUGGCAUCAAGGCCCUUUGCUAAACUCACCAUAUACCUUGAGCCGGAGGAGCCUCAGCUCAUCUACCUGCCGUCAGCUGGUGGAGGGGUGGGGGGCAGCACUGUAUCGCUUGCUCAUUCCCGUACGAGCAAGUUGGGUGGAGUGGUGGUGGGCCAGAGGGGUAGAGCAGGAGCUGUCUCUUAUAAACAUGAUACAGGCUCUGGACCCACAGCCCACCACCACCAUCACCUUACCUUGGGUGGAGGGGGCAACAGCGGGCAGCACCUGCCACUGCACUACUUGAACACCCAUCACUAUGCCAGCACCACAGCUGGCACCCCAGCCUCACAUCAUCACCACCCAUCCACGUACAGCGGCUACCAGCACUUUUGCCGCUCUGACCCUUUCCUCUCUCAGCUCAUGGGCUUUUCAUAUUCCACCUUUAAAGUUGGGCCCAUCACUCUGGAGCCUACAGAUGAUGGCAUGGCUGGGGUGGCCACUGUCCUCUUCCAGCUGCCCGGGGGUGUCCUGGCUCCAAAUCGUGCCUGUCUGGGCUCUGCACUGGUUACUUUGCGUCAGAACCUGCAGGAAUACUGUGGCCACGGCAACGGAGGAGGGCAUCCGGGGGCGGGUGCAGGGCGCAAGGGACUGCUAGGGCAUCAGCACCUGACCACUAUGGCGAUGUAGGUAAACAAGCAAAAGAUAUAAGAGAGAUGGAAUACGUAUGUAAAGUGUUUGGUAUAUAUGGUAAAUUAAUUUUUUCUUUUUCUUUUUGAAAGAAACAUAGUCACAAGGCAAAGUCCAAAAGAAAGCAUUAUGUCAGAGUCAACUUGAGCAUUUUGAACAGAGAUGUACAUACACUGUAUAAUGAAUCAAUAAGUGUCUUUUAUUGUAUUAUGUAUUGCUUUACUGUAUUUCAGUGCUUCACAUGACCAAGCCAGCUGUCUCUAGAAUGCACUACAACUGCUAUACGUAUCAAAAAGAUAAUGUCGCAUCGUGUCUGUGAUCACUGAACAGGUAUGAGCACACUCAACAGUCAGUCUAUUAUUCUCAUUGACCAACAGGGGUGUAAAAAAAUAAAAUACAUCUGCUCGCUUUGGAACCAAUGUGUGCUUUAAACCUCAAAAAAGUGACAAUCAAAAAUUGCCAUUGAGAACAAAAGACUUGAAUUGGUUCAGCGUAAUGUGCAAGAUUUUGAUUGUCAGUGCAGCGCAGGAAAAAAAAGUCAAAGUUGCUCGUGAAACGGUUUUUAUAUCAUAGUCAUAUGAGUGAUUUAUAAUUGUAACUCAGUAUACGGCAGGCUUCUAAGCUACAUGUUUCUGUUAAACAGACUCCUGAGUAUGUUUUUGCAUAUUCGUUCACCUGCUCUGUUACAUUAUUUGUCUUUCUGCUCAUCUGCCUUCACUUCUUGCCUUGUCUGUGAGUCAACCGGCUUACACUUAAUACUCGUGGUGACGGAAACGUUUGUGGUGCAGCACCUGGAAGAUGUAAAAAAAAAAAAAACAUUUUACAUUUUGUUUCAUGAUUUGUUUUCUUGUAAAACAGCUGAAGGAUAAUGUUUUCAAUAUUAGUGACACUAAUAAUUUAAUGACAACAGAACUCGUCCAUGAAAAUGAAGAAAUGAUGUGUCCUUUUUCAACAUUUAAUUACAUUUUGUUUAUGUGAAAUGUAUGUUGGUGUUUGGCGUGUUUUGCUGGACUGCUUUUUUUUCAGGCAACUUGUCUGCUUAGGUGAUUGUAUUCGCCAAUUGUAGCUACGAUUUGGUUUUAAAGAGAAAAAAAAACAGGAAAAAUGUUACUCAGUUGAAAUUACAGAGAGAGUGGAAAGAGUUACAUGAGAAAGUUCUCCUGGUGAGAGAAGAGAAGGGAAGAUUACACAGCAUUAUCGACUGAAUUACUUGUUCACUGUUGACGUAAGUGUUUUUGUUCUCCUUUUUUGCACUGCGUGGAGCCAAUGAGCCCCAUUAUUCAUGUGAAAUGUGAUAGAGGGGUGUCAUCCAGCCUGAGAUGACACACGUUGUCAUGGACGAACUCAGAAUGCUACUGGCUUCUUAUCAAAUACACUAAAACAUGAGAGAUUUUUUUUAUUUCUUCAUGAACUGCAGCAUAAUUAAGCAAACUGAAGCUCAAAUGAAUACUGUACUAUUUAUAGCAGCCAUCCACAAUAAGCAUUAAUACAGUUUGGGUUUUUUUUGUCUUGUAUCUUUGUGUAUGGUUUUUUUUUUUUUUUUUAACAUACUUUAUUUUUGUACAUAACUUUCGUUGUGAUUGUUUUUUUGUUUUCAAAGAAGGGAACCGUGUUGUACAGAAGAUUGCGUGAAGAUUCUGUCUUGAGUCAGCUGAAAUAAAGUCUGUGGAACAUGA